This is a messenger RNA of Penicilliopsis zonata CBS 506.65, 1107 nucleotides long. RefSeq lists its product as hypothetical. The coding region runs from base 1 to 1107 and encodes 368 amino acids. Gene Ontology annotation, biological process: L-serine metabolic process; pyruvate biosynthetic process; D-serine biosynthetic process. Gene Ontology annotation, molecular function: L-serine ammonia-lyase activity; ATP binding; pyridoxal phosphate binding. The transcript is spliced from 2 exons. Lineage: Eukaryota; Fungi; Ascomycota; Eurotiomycetes; Eurotiales; Aspergillaceae. The record is from RefSeq and is a predicted model, not a curated record.
AUGGACCUCUCUCCAGCCUCGAUCCAAGAAGCCUACACCCUGAUCACGCCUCACAUCCACCGCACCCCGCUCUUAACCUGCUCAACGCUCGACACCCUCGCGUCCACCCCGCAGUCGGUCGCCGACCUGGCCAACACCCCCUUCGCAGGCCUCGAACCCGCCCAUCCACGCUUCCGCUUCUUUUUCAAAUGCGAGAAUUACCAGCGUAUCGGCGCCUUCAAGGCCCGGGGCGCCUUCCACGCCUUGAUCCGUUUGUUACAGGGUGGUGAAGACGUGCGAACGAGGGGUGUCAUCACCCAUAGCUCAGGGAAUCAUGCACAAGCUCUCGCCCUAGCAGCCAAAACACUGGAUAUCCCCGCGUACGUGGUGAUGCCGGAGAUCUCGACCCCCUCGAAGAUAGCAGGGACGCGCGCCCACGGGGCGACGGUAGUGUUCAGCGGAUCGACGAGCGAGGAGCGCGAAGCCGUGGUGCGUGAUCUACAGGCUCAGACGGGGGCGAUUCUCGUGCCGCCCUACGACGACGCAAACGUUAUUUGCGGACAGGGGACGACCGGGUUAGAAAUGCAGGCUCAGUACGAGGCACUGGUCGAGCAAACGCCGCGGUUAAGCGUGCAUCCUGAACAGAAGGUCUUAGACGCAGUCAUCACACCCAUCGGUGGGGGUGGGCUCAACGCCGGCGUGGCGACGUACUUCUCCGACAAGACCACCAAGGUGUUUGGCGCGGAGCCUUCGUUCGAGGGCGCGGAUGACUGUCGGCGCGGUCUAGAGGGGGGAGUCCGCGUGGAGAGCGUCAAGACGUUGACCAUCGCGGACGGGCUGCGCACGCCCGUCGGGAUCCUGAACUGGGCGGUCAUUUCGGAUCCUAGCAAAGUGGCGGGCGUGUAUGCCGUCACCGAGGAGCAGAUCAAGGCUGCCAUGAGGCUGGUCCUGGAGCGGAUGAAGGUCGUCGUCGAGCCGAGCGCUGUCGUCGGCUUGGCCGUGUGUCUGUUUAACGAGGAGUUCAGACGUCUCGUCGAGAAAGAGGGGGGGGAUCAGGGAUGGGAUGUUGGAAUCGUGUUUAGUGGAGGCAAUACCACCGUCGAGGCGAUUGGUAAAUUGUUUACUUAG